This is a messenger RNA of Mya arenaria, 1035 nucleotides long. Its product is annotated as peptide methionine sulfoxide reductase-like. NCBI's taxonomy places the organism in Eukaryota, Metazoa, Mollusca, Bivalvia, Myida, Myidae. Gene Ontology annotation, molecular function: peptide-methionine (S)-S-oxide reductase activity. The record is from RefSeq and is a predicted model, not a curated record. Gene Ontology annotation, cellular component: cytoplasm. Gene Ontology annotation, biological process: cellular response to oxidative stress. The coding region runs from base 150 to 503 and encodes 117 amino acids. The transcript has 3 exons.
CUUCAUAUAUAAAUUAUUUAUAUUUUUCCAGUGGAGACCAUACCGAGACAGUAGACAUUGAUUUCGAUCCACAGAAAACCUCAUACGAAACCCUGCUCAACUGUUUUUGGAAAUGGCAUAACCCCACUACAUCCCAUGGACGGCAGUAUAUGUCCGCCAUCUUCUACCAUGAUGCCGAACAAAAACAACUGGCUGUGACAACGAGAGACAAACAUCAGAAACACCUUGCUCGGCCAAUUGCGACUGUUAUUACCAAAGCUCUACCUUUUUACAAUGCUGAAAAUUAUCACCAGAAGUACCAACUCCGCCAUUACCCGAAGGUUCUGGACGCGUUGAACCUGACAGAUGAAGAAUUGAUAACGUCUCCCGUCGCAUGCAGGUUGAAUGGAUACCUCGGAGGGUUUGGGACAACAGAUGCUUUCCUUGAGGAAAAAGACAGUUUUGGACUCCCAGACCACCUGGCAUCCUACAUCUUAAAAGAAAUAGGGAAAAGACACAGAUAGUAUUCUGAAAAAAAUUAAGUAAACACAGAGGGAAUAUUUAUAAAAUGGUGUACAGUGCGCACUCUUAAGACAGUCAAUAAUUUUAACAUCAUGCCAGAUAGAUUUUUGACAAACAAAAAAUCUGUAUUUAAAUUAUGUUAUUGGCCAUGAGGCUGGAAUUAGAAUUAUGAAAAAUUAAUUAAUUUCCAAUCUUCGAUGAAUUAAAAUAAUUUAUCCAUGAAAAAGCAGUGAACUUGAUAUUUGUUACUCUAUAACCCCUACGAACCUUCAUACAUCCAUUCGUUUCUUGGACAGUGACUUUCAUACCUCAUCCACAUGUACCUGUGAUAUGUAUUUUAAGAUGUUCAAUUACUUGUAUUCAUACCAUGUCAGCUAUGUUAUUAUGAUUGUUGUUGGGGAUAAAUUCUUCACAUCUCAGUUACAUGAUGCGUCCAACAUUCUGACUUGGUGUGUAUCCGACUAUGUACGCUUUCUAUGAUUUUAUUGAUGUUUUGUUGUUUUUCCCUGGUUGGAAUAAAUAAAUCAUAAGAUG